AUGGUGGAUUCACAGAGCCUGCACGACACCCUGAGCACCUGGGACGAACAUCUAAAUCGGUGGCGCACCUUCCCAUAUUGGUACUUUCAUCUUCAAUCACCCCUAACUCCAUAUCGAAGUGGCGAAUCAAGCCAACAGGACGACUCCCUCCAAGAGACGCAACAAUCCCAACAACCUCAAACGAAUUCCUCCAUGAUAUUCCUCUCCAAAUUAGUAGCUGUUCUUAAUCGGCCAAAGACGGAUAAAACAGCUAUGAGAGGAGGUAAAGUGAACGCGAAUAAAAGGACCCUCAGAGAUGUUCUGCACAUCACACAGCCCUACCACUCCCGAGUUAUUGAUAGAUGUUCCCUCGAUGUUGGUCCAGAGGAUGAAGCAUCCAACGAUGUUUUCCCGACCUCAGUGUUCGGAAACUUGGCUGCGGCUUGCGCGGGCCGUUCGCACAUGACGCCCCUAUGCAACCCCUCAUGUCGCGCUCUCACCCAUCCUCGUACCAUGGAGCGACUCAGCGUCGUCUCACUUUACGAGCUCUAUGGAGUCGAUUCAGCUCAAUUGGCUGCAAACGUAGGCGUCUCGGUCUCUCGAUUAAAGGCUCUACCUGUCAAGACUCAAAUGCGUAUGCUCUUCUGCAGACCAGUUUGA
Molecule: messenger RNA, 639 nt
Organism: Rodentolepis nana
Lineage: Eukaryota; Metazoa; Platyhelminthes; Cestoda; Cyclophyllidea; Hymenolepididae
Source: the annotation of a GenBank genome assembly